UUUUGCUUUACCUUGUGAAGAAGUGCCAGGCAUACAGGAGGAGGGAGGAGAAGUUUACUCUAGCUUCACCUUCUCCUCUUCAUCAUGGAGGCCCGGCCACAUUUCUCUCGGGAGGAAAUCAACAGCACGGUGUGGGAGGUACCGGAGAAAUACACACGGCUUAAACAGAUCGGAACCGGGGCGUACGGUUCGGUGUGCUCAGCAAUAAAUGAGAAAACUACAGAGAAAGUGGCCCUCAAGAAGCUCCACAGGCCCUUCCAGUCAGAGAUCUUUGCGAAGAGGGCCUACAGAGAGCUACGGCUUCUCAAACACAUGAAGCACGAAAAUGUGAUAGGACUUCUUGAUGUGUUUACAAGUGCCUCAGGCUUUGAUGACUUCCAAGACUUCUACCUGGUGAUGCCUUACAUGUUUACUGACCUGUCAAAGGUGCGAGGUCACCUCUCAGAGGACAAAGUUCGGUUUCUCGUCUACCAGAUGCUCUGUGGACUCAGGUACAUUCACAAGGCUGGGAUCAUCCACAGGGAUCUUAAGCCUGGAAACUUGGCAGUAAACCAAGAUUGUGAACUAAAGAUCCUGGACUUUGGUCUGGCUCGUGGUGCUGAUGCUGAGAUGACAGGCUACGUGGUGACCCGUUGGUAUCGGGCACCUGAGGUCAUUCUGAACUGGAUGCACUACACCCAGACUGUGGACAUCUGGUCUGUGGGCUGUAUCAUGGCAGAGAUGAUCAAUGGAAAAACCCUUUUUAAAGGAAAAGACUACAUGGACCAGCUGACACAGAUCAUGAAAGUGACUGGAGUGCCUGGGGCAGAAUUUAUACAGAAGCUGGACAGUCCAGAGGCCAAAAGUUAUGUAAAGGCUCUUCCACGGUAUCCCAGAAAAGACUUCUCAACACUGUUCACCAGAGCCAGUGCAACGGGUAUCGACCUGCUGGAGAAGAUGCUGGUUCUCGACGGAGACGAGAGGCCCACGGCGGAAUUGGCCCUGGAGCACCCGUACUUCGACAGCCUUAGAGACCCAGAUGACUUUCCUGAGCCUGCACCAUAUGAUGACAGCCAUGACAACGCCACGUUGUCUCUCGAGGAGUGGAAGAGGUUAUGUUUCAGAGAGGUGAAGAGCUUUGUGCCGUUCCCACGGCGAGACUCCAAAAGGAAAAACACCCUGACGAUGUCUCCGUGACCUGAUGAAUAUCCAAACAACACAGAAUACAGCCACUGGUGCCCUUGUAUAUUCUAACUAUUGAUUUACUUUAUUUCUCUUGGCCUGGAUAUGGUUAGAUUUAUGAACGAGAGUGAUAAUUUACCAUGGGUUUUUUUUGUAAUGUGCAAUUAUUUCCUUAUUGUAUAUUGCGCUUUGUGUCACACAUUCUUUAUCGGUGAGUGUUCUUUAUUGUGACCAAAUGUCACAGAGUUUACUGUAAUAUUUACUGUAAUAUUGUUUACAAAUGAAAACAAUAAGACUUAUAGCCAACAUGAACAUAUCCUUGCCAGCUGGUACAGAGAGGCUGUUAUGUGUUAAGUAAAAAUGCAAAGUCAUCAUUUAUUGCUGUUUAAAUUAUUCCCAGACACUGGGUUGUGGGAGAUAUUUUUUUGGGUGGCCAUAAAAUUUGCUGACUUUCUUUCCAGAAUUUAAGCUCAUUCAUUUUCCCCCACAGUCACAGGAUUCACUGGAAACAAUUACAGCUGAAGUUAACUACUGUCCAAGGUGCAACAUACUACGCAAAGGUGGGCUUUUCACAAAACACAUAAAUAAACGUGAUAUGCAUUUUGUACACUAGAUUACGAUGCAAUAAUUAAACUCAUACAAACCAGGCCCACCUUUUACAAUAGAAAGAUGUAAAUACAAUAUAUAUGUACGAUGUUGUUGUAAACAAUCAGAUUCUCCAUUAAUCCCCUCCCUAAAUGCAUUUAUCUGGUCUUAUUUUUAUUGAACGUGUGGAUGGAAUUGUGAAAUAAAUAACAUUCAUUCAUUCA
Messenger RNA from Solea senegalensis (Senegalese sole), 1970 nucleotides. RefSeq names its product mitogen-activated protein kinase 13 (gene mapk13). The record is from RefSeq and is a predicted model, not a curated record. The transcript is spliced from 12 exons. Gene Ontology annotation, biological process: intracellular signal transduction; protein phosphorylation. NCBI's taxonomy places the organism in Eukaryota, Metazoa, Chordata, Actinopteri, Pleuronectiformes, Soleidae. Gene Ontology annotation, cellular component: nucleus; cytoplasm. Gene Ontology annotation, molecular function: ATP binding; MAP kinase activity. The coding region runs from base 85 to 1176 and encodes 363 amino acids.